Entrophospora candida is the source of this 589-nucleotide messenger RNA. The record is from the annotation of a GenBank genome assembly. Lineage: Eukaryota; Fungi; Glomeromycota; Glomeromycetes; Entrophosporales; Entrophosporaceae.
AUGGAGGCCAUUUACAUAAAAGAAUGGGGUGUGGCUCUAAGAAGUUCAGUUGUGAUGAAAAACAUAAGGAAAUUGGAUUUUGUCAGAAUCAAACAAUACUUCCCAGAAAAUAUUUCCAACCAGCCAGAUUUAUCAAAUAAUAUUAUACCAACUCAACUGAUGAUACAAAUAGCAUUCAAAUUAUCUAAAAUAGAUUUAAGCAAUGCAAAAAAGGCAACUAUUUCUUUUUUUAAUGGACUUAUCACUGCUAUUCAGCAAAAUUAUAUUGAUGUUGCAAAUUCUUUAUCACCAUCACUUAAAAAUCUUAUAUCUAAGCUUGGAAAAAAAAAUGACAACAAAGAUGAUAAAGAUUUAGAAUUAUGGUGUAAAAGAAUUUCAAUUCAGAGCAAAACAAACAACUAUUUGAAAGGAGAUAUUCAUAGGUUAUCUGAAUUUAUAGCAAAACAAGAAUUAUAUACUUCUAAAAUACAACUCAUAGACCAGCUCUGCAAGGAAUUAGCUGAUUUUUAUAUAGUGGUAGAAAAUGGGAAUGAUAUUAUAGAAUAUUUAGAUGAAAUUGAAAUAAAUAAUGGGUUAAAUACAGACAAAU